Molecule: messenger RNA, 2475 nt
Organism: Blepharisma stoltei
Lineage: Eukaryota; Ciliophora; Heterotrichea; Heterotrichida; Blepharismidae
Source: the annotation of a GenBank genome assembly
AUGACUACACUCAAAGGAUCAUAUCGUAUUAUAAGACCAUUAGGAUCUGGAACUUUUGCCAAAGUCAAACGUAAUUUUUUAUGCAGUCGGCGAGCAUUUAAUCACGAAGCAAAAAGUUGCAGUCAAAAUGAUUAAGAGAAGCUUGAUCUCUGAGCAGCAAUUAUACAAAAAAAUCCAAAGGGAAAUCAAAAUCCUCAAAGUCUUGCAUCAUCCUCAUAUAAUAAAGCUCUACGAUGUGAUAUAUACUGAAAAAGAAAUUAUUUUAAUACUAGAGUAUGUAUCUGGUGGAGAAUUAUAUUUCUUUUUAAAAUAAAUAGAUUAUUUUAUAUGAUAAAAAAAUAAUUUAAUAUAAAAAUGUAUAUUCAUUGAUUGAGAAAGGAAGACUCCUAGAGGCUGAAGCUAGGAAAUACUUCCAACAAAUAAUAUCCGCAAUAUCAUAUUGCCACCACCGUAAGGUUGUGCAUCGAGAUAUCAAGCCAGAAAAUCUUUUUCUCGAUGAAGAUUCAAAUGUAAAACUCGGCGACUUUGGCUUAUCUAACAUCAUUAGAGAUGGAAUUUUUUUCAAAACAGCUUGUGGGUCGCCUAAUUACGCAGCUCCAGAAGUAAUAGCUGGAGACAGAUACUGUGGCCCAGAGGCUGAUAUCUGGAGUAUAGGUGUUGUUCUUUACGCAUUAUUAGCUGGUUACCUUCCUUUUGAUGAAAACAAUAUUUCAUCUCUUUUUGCCAAGAUCAAAAGUAUUUCAUAAAUAGACGCGAAAUUUGAUAUGCCUCAUCAUUUUUCUAGACAGGCGAAAGACUUAAUCAAAAGAAUGAUAACUGCAGACCCGCUUUCAAGAAUAACGAUUAUGCAAAUUAAAGAGCAUCCUUGGUAUAAGACAGAUCUACCACUGCAUUUGUCUGUAACUGGGCUUAAUCUAGAUGCGAUAGAUAAUGGAGAUUUAUUAGCUAUAUACCGAGCUUAUAGAUUUCAUAGCGAAAUUGAUGAAGAAAUUUUGAAUACUUGUUUGGAGUAUCCUGAGCUGCAGCAAUAUGCGUCUGAUAAAGAUACAGCUAGAAGAAAUAUUCAUAGUUAUUUAUUUUGAAAUUUUCUAUUAAAAAAGCAGAUCCUUAAUUUUUAAAAAAAUAAAUAAUGAAAAAAUCAUAAAAUUAUAAAAUUUCUUAAAAUGGAAUAUUAUCAAAAGAAAGUAUGAUUCAUUAUCAGUCACCAGAAAUAAAAUGGUGAGGUUGGCUCAGGCGCGUUCUCUAUGAUUAGGCAGAACCCAUCUGAUGAAACUGAAAAUAGGGUCUCUGUUCCUUUUUGACAUGGGAUGCCUAUCGAGCAGGGAAGUUUUGUUCUCUCCCAAAGGAUUCUGUCCCUGCCAGAUGGGCUAGACAAAUUUUGCCUACCAUAUGGCUUCUCCUCAUCGAAAUCAUCGCGGCACUCUACCUUAGGGAGCUGAUCCAUUGGAUAGGUGGUUCAGGUUCAAAAUCCAAACUGGAAACAUUCUGGCAAUGUUUAAUGCGUUUACGAAUAGUGUUUUAAUUUAAUUUCUAUAUCAGUUACCUAUGAAAUUCUUUUAAAUAUCAAAUUAAGAUCCAAAAGAAUUUCUCUUGAAAAAGCUCAUGUCGAGCUAAGACCUACCUUUGCAAAACAUUCCAGUUCAUUUAUAAUUGCAGACCAUGGGAUAGAAAAUUCAGAGCAUUCUAUUUAUUUACUCCCCCCCCCCCUCCGUGAGCGAACAAAAAAAAUUUUGUUCGCUCACGGAGGGGGGUUAAUUUUUUUUUUUAAAAAAAAUUUAUAUAUAAAUUUUAUAAAAAAUAUUUUUUCGAAAUUUAAAAAAAAUCCUAAUUUGCAAAAAUUGGGAAGCAAAUAUUAAUUUAAUUUGCAAAAUUUAUGUUUUAAAAACGCAAUUUGUUUAAAAUUAAACAGAAUUAGCUCUAGAUUUCAUUAUACUAAUUAUCACUUAUAUAUCAAAAUUUUUUUCCAUUAAAAUUUUUUCUAUUAAAAAUAUUUUUGUUCACUCACGGAGGGUGGUUUUUUGGUCAAAAAAUGGCGAUUUUUCUAAUGAUUUUGUUCGCGCUCACGGAGGGGGGGGGGGGGAGUUAGGAGAAAAUAACUCUGCAGAUGAAAAAGGAGAGAGCCCACAUAAUUGGAAUUAUUGUAUUAGAACAAAACUAGAGCCUUAUAACCUGAUGUGCUUAUUGUUUAAUGCUUUUAAAGAAUGCGAGCUGGAGUGAAAACUAAUGAGCAAUUUCCAUAUAAGGGCAAGAUCUGUAGGGUAUCAACUGCUUGUUGAAAGAUUGUCUGAUCAAAAGCCAAUUUCUCCAAUUAUGUAUGGGAAAAUUAUUAAAUUGGAUAUAAUUAUUUACAAAGUAAGCGUUAUGUAGUGUGGAGAUAGCUUUGCAUUGGAUUGCUUAUUCUUGGAAGGCCAAGUGAUGAUGUUCCUAGAUACUGUCAUGUUUCUGCAUAAGAAAAUUAGCCUUACGGCUAACUAA